Molecule: messenger RNA, 1260 nt
Organism: Lutzomyia longipalpis
Lineage: Eukaryota; Metazoa; Arthropoda; Insecta; Diptera; Psychodidae
Product: leucine-rich repeat transmembrane protein FLRT3-like
Exons: 2
Coding region: 65-1246 (393 amino acids)
Molecular function (GO): protein binding
Source: RefSeq, a predicted model, not a curated record
AUCCAUUGAUGUUGGCAGUAUAUUUUGUGCUUCAGUCGCUUCAGUAUUUAGAGAAGGAGUCCUGAUGAAAGGUGUGGGGUUUAUUUUAAUUCUCAGUUGUUUGUGGAGUUAUUUCCUCUAUGAUGCAAAUGGUCAAAGUUAUCCUGGAAGAAAUAUUACAAGGCUGGAAAGUUUCCUAAAGGAGGAAAAUCUUGAUAAAAAGAACAUAACUAUUUUAGACUUCAGCGAUAAUCUUGUGAUAACGAUUGAAGAUACAACAGUGUUCAUAGAUUUUGCUAGACUGAGUGUUCUAAACUUAAAUAACAAUUUUGGAUUUCAUUUUAAGAAAAAUAGUACGGGGCUAGAAAGUUCAACAGUGAAAAUAUUCAGCUGUGACAAAUGCAACAUAACAGAAAUUCGAAGCAAUACAUUCAGCGAGUUACCAAAACUACAGACGCUGUCGCUCAAAGAAAAUGGCAUGAAUAGCAUAGAGGCUGAUGCUUUUACGAGAAACACUGAACUUGUGGACCUAUCACUCCAAGGCAAUGAAUUUGUUGAAUUACCGGAAAAGUUGGUUGAAAAUCUGAAUCUGAAAUCCCUCUUCUUCGACAAUAACAGCUUGUACAACUUUCCCGAGGCGAAACCCUUUCUAAUUAGCAAAACUUUGGAGGUUUUCACGUGCAGCGCCUGUGGAGUUGCUGUAAUAUACAAGAAGACAUUUACCCAAGUACCACAGCUUCGGGUACUCAAUCUGCAAUGGAAUUUCAUACAUCAUGUCCCUGAUUUAACUUUCACUGCUACACCACAUUUGCAGCAGCUCAAUUUGGAAUUUAACAAUUUAACCAAUGUCCCGCUCGAACCCAUUGAGGAGUCUGCUGAACUUGAAGAAGUCUGCCUCGAUGGGAAUCCAAUUGAAUGGACUGAAGAUUUUCCAGUAUUCAUCGAAUUGUAUCAGAAACGCGAAUUAAGGGGUGAAAAUUGUAAUAAAAAUGAAACAAUCUUCCUGAGUAAUACGGUCAAAUAUUUAACAACUCCUCCAAGCACAACAAAGUCGACCGAAAGUCCGUUGGAAAUUCAGGCAGCUUCUGUGAAUCCAACACUUCUGGACGCCCUGAUUGCUACCUAUUUGCUUGUUUGUAUCAUCCUGGAGGGACUCAUAUUUGCCUUCAUAAGCCUCUACUUGGCAAGGAUUGUCCGCGCAAGUUCCAAAGAAUUUGAUUAUUCAACGACUGUGCUCAAUCCAAGCGAUAUUUAUAAAAUAAAUUAAAUUGUAAAAACUAA